AUGAUCGGGUAUCCUAUUUUAGCUAUUGCACCCAAUCGCCCCGAGGGCUACCCUAAGUUUGAGGACGUCCAGGUGGACCGGACAGGUGUUAGCCGAGCUGACGUCGUGGUUACCUGUAGAGUGAGUGGCUUUCCCGCACCUAACGUCCACCUCUGGCGAGAAGUAAAGACGGACGGACAGACGGACUAUCAGCGCAUACGGACUGAUGGGCGCAUAUUUGUUGAUCAACGGAAGUACGACCGCUACACGCUUCUGCGCGGUAUUAUUCGGGGAGCCACAUCGGCAGACGCCGGCAUCUACCUCUGCUCGGCAGACAAUAGCCUGGGCUCACUACGGCAGCAGUUUAGACUAACUCUUGGAGAGGGCUCCACAUCCAAACAGGCGGGUCUGGCUAUUGAUGGAGUGACCGUCGACUCCACGGGGGAGAAUAACCAAGAUGUGACGAUAACGUGUACGGCGACGGGUAACCCGGUGCCUAGCCUGAGGCUGUGGCAAUACAAGAACGGCAACUACCAGGUGGUACAGCGGAGUCGCCGAGUGGUCCUAAAUCUACAAAGGGGAGAGAAGAAGUCCGUGUUUAAGGUGACUAUCAAAAAAGUGACCCAGGCAGACGCUGGUGUCUACAUCUGCUCAGCCAGUAACUCCGAGGGCACAGUACGCCAACAGUUUAACCUCACCAUACAAGAACAUGCUGUUGCCGGCAAGGGUUUACCUAAGAUGGAGGAUGUAACUGUCGUGAGGACUGGACCUAGCAAUGAAAACGCUGUGAUCACGUGUUCUGCUACAGGAAGUCCGCCACCAGAUGUCAAAUUAUACAAACAGAUAUCUAGCGAAAAGGACAAAGAAUAUCAAGAGCUUGAGACGGGGGGUCGUUUGAUACUGAACGAGUCACCGGGAGCCAGCGGUACAAUAUUGACUCUACUUGUGAUGAACGUACUUCCAGAGGACUCCGGGGUUUACAUGUGUGAAGCCAGCAACACAGGUGGCACAGUGCGCCAGAGCUUCCGCUGGGGCAUUGAAGGUGGGAACCAGCAAACUGCGCAUGGCAGUUGAUCUCUCACUCUCUCCUGCUGUGCUCCUCAUUCACAGGGCUGUGCCAGAAAAAAGACAGAAAGGAAUUGGAACUGUUCUCUUGAAUACCAAAGAUACUCACGGACUAAACACUUAUAGACGAUGAUCAGAAAUACAGAACAUUUUAAAAUAGGCUACGCGGUGUGUUUGUUAUUUUGGCAGUACAUGGCUGGGAUGACAAAUUACUGCAUUCCACUGACAAUAAGUUGGGGUUAAGACAGGGCUGUUCCAGUAUCAGAAUAAUAUUAAGCCGUCGUUUCAAUCUAAGAUUAAACCUGCAAUCUAAGAUUGUCUAAAUUAAACAUUCCCCUCCCCCCUCCUCUUUUUUUCUGGAACAGUCCUUCUCUUUAACAUUGUCUUUUGUCUGCUGUAAAAGAUUUCCGGUGAAUAUUCAACUUUUGGUGUAACAAAGAACGCAUUAUAUGUGUAGGCAUUUCUAAAAUAUACUUUUCUAUUUGGGUAGAUGUCUAGAGCCAAGUUGUACCGUUUUGUUUUCAUUUUGUUGUUCCAAACAGAGAUACAUGCAUGCAAUGCUUGGUUGAAAAGUCUUUUUGUUUCUCCCAAUGUAUUUUACCAAUGUAAUUUAUGUUAUGGUGGCGAUGUCAUCAGUUACCUACCAUUGAUUUGCGCCUGUGAUUUGCCUCUUCUCUAUAGUAUGGUCAGCAAAACAUAGAUGUAAUUUCACUUCGUAAAGACCACUUUCAUUGAGGAUUUUAGUGUUGAUCUGAAAAGACUUAAUUUCACAAGACACUGAGCAGUCCAUUUUUAUAAACAUUCUUAAAGUAUUCCGCUUUUGUGCAGGGUUAACAUUUAUACGCGACUGGAGAAAAUGUCGUUUUACUGCUGUACUGUCGCAGAUGAUUCUUCCACCAAUAAGAAUAAAGCAUCAAUCAGAAAAAGAUUUCAACAUGUCAUUUACAUAUUGAGCCUCCAGUACAAAGCCACAGGAAAACUAUACUGUUUCUUUCUCAAGACAAAGCUAUCACCCUUGUCCACAACCACGAACGACACUAGACUUACUCUGUGAAUAUGAACUUGAAACGAACUUGUCCGUAAUCAUUCCACCUAUCUUUCUUAUUAAAAGUUACAGCAGUUGCUGAACUUGAAGAA
Liolophura sinensis is the source of this 2181-nucleotide messenger RNA. RefSeq names its product hemicentin-2-like. Bases 1 to 1053 code for a protein of 350 amino acids. The record is from RefSeq and is a predicted model, not a curated record. The transcript has 6 exons. Lineage: Eukaryota; Metazoa; Mollusca; Polyplacophora; Chitonida; Chitonidae.